Budorcas taxicolor (takin) is the source of this 4914-nucleotide messenger RNA. RefSeq lists its product as uncharacterized. NCBI's taxonomy places the organism in Eukaryota, Metazoa, Chordata, Mammalia, Artiodactyla, Bovidae. The record is from RefSeq and is a predicted model, not a curated record. Gene Ontology annotation, molecular function: structural molecule activity.
AUGUCAGAUAGAAGGAAGAGCUGGGCCCCUCUGUCCAGCCGGACCCAGCAGUGGGCCCUGGAGGACAAGGAGGAACAGGAGCGAGAACGCCGGCGGCGACUCUGGAACCUGAGAUUCACCACGGACGAUGAGGACCUGCCGGCCCCUGAGAGCAGCAGCGUGAGGCUCCCGGCCAGCUCGGUCAAAUUAGGCCUGAAGGUGGAGCAAUACCUCUCGGCCAUACAGAGAUCAGAGUCUAUCAGGUAUGCAAACCCAUUCCACACUGAGUUCCCAGUGGUUCCCGUGGAUGUCACCAGCAAGCGCCACCUUUUCGAGAAGGAGCAGGUGGGCCAGAGCCAAGAGGACCCAGCCUCUAGCCGCAAGAACCAGGAGACACAGAGGGAGUUGGCAGCUGGCAGCAAGCCCCAGUGGAGGAAGAAGCCAGAGGCCCCGCUGGGUGCCGAGGGGGUGCUGGCGGGCAGGGCACAUGCGGGCUCCUAGAAGCCGUCUGCUGCACAGAAGACACUUGAGCCGAAAGCAAGCCUGGACCCUGAGACUCCCCGCCCCAGUAAAUGUUUCAUGUUCCAGAAGAUCUCUGUGCUGGAGGAGAGAGCUGUCUCAGGAAAGAGGGCAGUUCCAGACAAAGCCAGCGACUCAGAGAAAAGACCAGUGUCUGAGAAAGCCACCGUCUUCGAGAAGACCCCAGUCCCCGAGAUGCAGCCGGCCCCAGUCAGGGCCAUGGCCCCAGUGUGGCCCCAGGACUGGGAGCAGUCAGCCUCAGCAGAGUGCCCAUCCAGCCCCAGGAGGCAGCGGGGCACUGGGCCUGAGAAGGAGCCCGAGUCUUUGGCGGGGCCUCUGCCCCGGGCUGGCGGCCUCCCGCCUGUCACUCUGCAGGUGAGCAGCCCCAGCACGGAGGCGGAGGCCAAGUCCCCCUCGCCCACAGUGGCCUUGCCCACCUUCAGCAGCAGCCUGCAGCGCUCCAGCCCCCACGCCAUCUCCUUCAGGAUGAGCCCCCGGAGAGAUAGCUCAGAGGCGGCCUUAACCCGCAGCAGCAGCGUGAGGCUCCCGGCCAGCUCGGUCAAAUUAGGCCUGAAGGUGGAGCAAUACCUCUCGGCCAUACAGAGAUCAGAGUCUCUCAGGUAUGCAAACCCAUUCCACACUGAGUUCCCAGUGGUUCCCGUGGAUGUCACCAGCAAGCGCCACCUUUUCGAGAAGGAGCAGGUGGGCCAGAGCCAAGAGGACCCAGCCUCUAGCCGCAAGGAGAACUUGCAGCUCUCAGGGGUGGAGAAGUCACAGCUCAUCCUGUGGAUGAGCAGGGCCCAGGAGUCAGCACAGCAGGGCCCACAGAACCAGGAGACACAGAGGGAGUUGGCAGCUGGCAGCAAGCCCCAGUGGAGGAAGAAGCCAGAGGCCCCGCUGGGUGCCGAGGGGGUGCUGGCGGGCAGGGCACAUGCGGGCUCCUAGAAGCCGUCUGCUGCACAGAAGACACUUGAGCCGAAAGCAAGCCUGGACCCUGAGACUCCCCGCCCCAGUAAAUGUUUCAUGUUCCAGAAGAUCUCUGUGCUGGAGGAGAGAGCUGUCUCAGGAAAGAGGGCAGUUCCAGACAAAGCCAGCGACUCAGAGAAAAGACCAGUGUCUGAGAAAGCCACCGUCUUCGAGAAGACCCCAGUCCCCGAGAUGCAGCCGGCCCCAGUCAGGGCCAUGGCCCCAGUGUGGCCCCAGGACUGGGAGCAGUCAGCCUCAGCAGAGUGCCCAUCCAGCCCCAGGAGGCAGCGGGGCACUGGGCCUGAGAAGGAGCCCGAGUCUUUGGCGGGGCCUCUGCCCCGGGCUGGCGGCCUCCCGCCUGUCACUCUGCAGGUGAGCAGCCCCAGCACGGAGGCGGAGGCCAAGUCCCCCUCGCCCACAGUGGCCUUGCCCACCUUCAGCAGCAGCCUGCAGCGCUCCAGCCCCCACGCCAUCUCCUUCAGGAUGAGCCCCCGGAGAGAUAGCUCAGAGGCGGCCUUAACCCGCAGCAGCAGCGUGAGGCUCCCGGCCAGCUCGGUCAAAUUAGGCCUGAAGGUGGAGCAAUACCUCUCGGCCAUACAGAGAUCAGAGUCUAUCAGGUAUGCAAACCCAUUCCACACUGAGUUCCCAGUGGUUCCCGUGGAUGUCACCAGCAAGCGCCACCUUUUCGAGAAGGAGCAGGUGGGCCAGAGCCAAGAGGACCCAGCCUCUAGCCGCAAGGAGAACUUGCAGCUCUCAGGGGUGGAGAAGUCACAGCUCAUCCUGUGGAUGAGCAGGGCCCAGGAGUCAGCACAGCAGGGCCCACAGAACCAGGAGACACAGAGGGAGUUGGCAGCUGGCAGCAAGCCCCAGUGGAGGAAGAAGCCAGAGGCCCCGCUGGGUGCCGAGGGGGUGCUGGCGGGCAGGGCACAUGCGGGCUCCUAGAAGCCGUCUGCUGCACAGAAGACACUUGAGCCGAAAGCAAGCCUGGACCCUGAGACUCCCCGCCCCAGUAAAUGUUUCAUGUUCCAGAAGAUCUCUGUGCUGGAGGAGAGAGCUGUCUCAGGAAAGAGGGCAGUUCCAGACAAAGCCAGCGACUCAGAGAAAAGACCAGUGUCUGAGAAAGCCACCGUCUUCGAGAAGACCCCAGUCCCCGAGAUGCAGCCGGCCCCAGUCAGGGCCAUGGCCCCAGUGUGGCCCCAGGACUGGGAGCAGUCAGCCUCAGCAGAGUGCCCAUCCAGCCCCAGGAGGCAGCGGGGCACUGGGCCUGAGAAGGAGCCCGAGUCUUUGGCGGGGCCUCUGCCCCGGGCUGGCGGCCUCCCGCCUGUCACUCUGCAGGUGAGCAGCCCCAGCACGGAGGCGGAGGCCAAGUCCCCCUCGCCCACAGUGGCCUUGCCCACCUUCAGCAGCAGCCUGCAGCGCUCCAGCCCCCACGCCAUCUCCUUCAGGAUGAGCCCCCGGAGAGAUAGCUCAGAGGCGGCCUUAACCCGCAGCAGCAGCGUGAGGCUCCCGGCCAGCUCGGUCAAAUUAGGCCUGAAGGUGGAGCAAUACCUCUCGGCCAUACAGAGAUCAGAGUCUCUCAGGUAUGCAAACCCAUUCCACACUGAGUUCCCAGUGGUUCCCGUGGAUGUCACCAGCAAGCGCCACCUUUUCGAGAAGGAGCAGGUGGGCCAGAGCCAAGAGGACCCAGCCUCUAGCCGCAAGGAGAACUUGCAGCUCUCAGGGGUGGAGAAGUCACAGCUCAUCCUGUGGAUGAGCAGGGCCCAGGAGUCAGCACAGCAGGGCCCACAGAACCAGGAGACACAGAGGGAGUUGGCAGCUGGCAGCAAGCCCCAGUGGAGGAAGAAGCCAGAGGCCCCGCUGGGUGCCGAGGGGGUGCUGGCGGGCAGGGCACAUGCGGGCUCCUAGAAGCCGUCUGCUGCACAGAAGACACUUGAGCCGAAAGCAAGCCUGGACCCUGAGACUCCCCGCCCCAGUAAAUGUUUCAUGUUCCAGAAGAUCUCUGUGCUGGAGGAGAGAGCUGUCUCAGGAAAGAGGGCAGUUCCAGACAAAGCCAGCGACUCAGAGAAAAGACCAGUGUCUGAGAAAGCCACCGUCUUCGAGAAGACCCCAGUCCCCGAGAUGCAGCCGGCCCCAGUCAGGGCCAUGGCCCCAGUGUGGCCCCAGGACUGGGAGCAGUCAGCCUCAGCAGAGUGCCCAUCCAGCCCCAGGAGGCAGCGGGGCACUGGGCCUGAGAAGGAGCCCGAGUCUUUGGCGGGGCCUCUGCCCCGGGCUGGCGGCCUCCCGCCUGUCACUCUGCAGGUGAGCAGCCCCAGCACGGAGGCGGAGGCCAAGUCCCCCUCGCCCACAGUGGCCUUGCCCACCUUCAGCAGCAGCCUGCAGCGCUCCAGCCCCCACGCCAUCUCCUUCAGGAUGAGCCCCCGGAGAGAUAGCUCAGAGGCGGCCUUAACCCGCAGCAGCAGCGUGAGGCUCCCGGCCAGCUCGGUCAAAUUAGGCCUGAAGGUGGAGCAAUACCUCUCGGCCAUACAGAGAUCAGAGUCUCUCAGGUAUGCAAACCCAUUCCACACUGAGUUCCCAGUGGUUCCCGUGGAUGUCACCAGCAAGCGCCACCUUUUCGAGAAGGAGCAGGUGGGCCAGAGCCAAGAGGACCCAGCCUCUAGCCGCAAGGAGAACUUGCAGCUCUCAGGGGUGGAGAAGUCACAGCUCAUCCUGUGGAUGAGCAGGGCCCAGGAGUCAGCACAGCAGGGCCCACAGAACCAGGAGACACAGAGGGAGUUGGCAGCUGGCAGCAAGCCCCAGUGGAGGAAGAAGCCAGAGGCCCCGCUGGGUGCCGAGAAGAUCUCUGUGCUGGAGGAGAGAGCUGUCUCAGGAAAGAGGGCAGUUCCAGACAAAGCCAGCGACUCAGAGAAAAGACCAGUGUCUGAGAAAGCCACCGUCUUCGAGAAGACCCCAGUCCCCGAGAUGCAGCCGGCCCCAGUCAGGGCCAUGGCCCCAGUGUGGCCCCAGGACUGGGAGCAGUCAGCCUCAGCAGAGUGCCCAUCCAGCCCCAGGAGGCAGCGGGGCACUGGGCCUGAGAAGGAGCCCGAGUCUUUGGCGGGGCCUCUGCCCCGGGCUGGCGGCCUCCCGCCUGUCACUCUGCAGGUGAGCAGCCCCAGCAUGGAGGCGGAGGCCAAGUCCCCCUCGCUGGUGGGCCAGAGCCGAGGGCCCAGCCUCCAGCCACAAGCUGCUGGCUCCUGGCUUCAGCCGGUCUUGCCCCGGAUCUACUGGUACGGGAAGGGCCACUGGGCUCAGAGGCCCCCGGGGACCGUGGAAGGACAGCCUCAGCUGAGACGGGGCCAGGUCAACAGAAGAGCAGGAACCUGGGAGGAUCUCAUUGCCCUGGUCCAGCUCUGCAGGUGGGCCAACAGCUGCUGUCAGGACGAGUCCAGCUGCCUGCUGGGCACAGGGCUGAGG